Messenger RNA from Seriola dumerili (greater amberjack), 3022 nucleotides. It is a transcript of the gene ctbp1, whose product is annotated as C-terminal-binding protein 1-like. Bases 407 to 1753 code for a protein of 448 amino acids. NCBI's taxonomy places the organism in Eukaryota, Metazoa, Chordata, Actinopteri, Carangiformes, Carangidae. The transcript has 11 exons. The record is from RefSeq and is a predicted model, not a curated record. Gene Ontology annotation, molecular function: NAD binding; transcription corepressor activity; oxidoreductase activity, acting on the CH-OH group of donors, NAD or NADP as acceptor.
CUGGGUUUCAAAGUAGUAUUGCUUGAAUUCAGUAAUGUGGGUGAUUCACCUUUCCCUGUAGAAUUAAUUCAUUUUUUCAGCUUCUGGAUCAGAUAUUUCACAUUGUAGCGCCACUCGCUGAUAACAAAUCGGACGAAAUGGGCUCCCCCUCCGCCUGCAUCUUUCCCACACACUCAGCGGCACGCUAGUUAACGGCUCUGGCUAGCUAACGUUAGCAACGCUGCAAACGCCUAAUAUGUGUAGCUAUGGAGAUGCGUUAUUUUGACACACUUCAAAUGUAAACUAAGUUGUCAAUCAUUGGCAUAACGAACAUUGUUCUCCAGGUGAAUCUAAGUGGACAUCAUUAAAGGGGCCCCAUAGCACUUGGAUCUGUUCUUCUCUGUCCCAGGUUCAGACUGCUUGGUCUAUGGCGCUGAUGGACAAACACAAACAGGUCAAGCGGCAGAGACUUGACCGCAUUUGUGAGGGUAUCCGACCCCCCAUCCUGAACGGGCCAAUGCAUCCGCGGCCCCUGGUAGCCCUGCUGGACGGGCGGGACUGCACUGUGGAAAUGCCCAUCCUCAAAGAUGUGGCCACAGUGGCCUUCUGCGAUGCCCAGUCCACACAAGAGAUACAUGAGAAGGUGCUAAAUGAGGCAGUGGCCGCUCUGCUGUACCACACCAUCACUCUAUCCAGAGAUGACUUGGAAAAGUUUAAAGGCCUACGCGUAAUUGUCAGGAUUGGCUCAGGCUUUGACAACGUUGACAUCAAAGCAGCUGCUGAACUAGGCAUUGCUGUCUGUAAUGUGCCAGCAGCCUCGGUGGAGGAGACAGCCGACACUUCGCUAUGUCUGAUCCUCAACCUGUACAGACGAGUCACCUGGAUGCACCAGGCCCUCAGGGAGGGAACCCGUGCCUCUAGUGUGGAGCAGAUCAGGGAGGUGGCAGGCGGUGCUGCUCGUAUCCGGGGCGAGACCCUGGGCAUUAUUGGCCUGGGGCGUGUUGGCCAAGCAGUGGCUCUGCGGGCCAAGGCCUUUGGUUUUGGCGUGAUCUUCUAUGACCCCUACCUGCCCGAUGGCGUGGAGCGUUCACUAGGCCUGCAGCGCAUGGCCACCCUGCAGGACCUGCUCAUCCACUCGGACUGUGUAUCCCUGCACUGCAGCCUCAACGAGCACAACCACCACCUCAUCAAUGACUUCACCAUCAAACAGAUGCGUCAGGGAGCCUUCCUGGUGAACACAUCGAGAGGGGGUCUGGUUGACGAGAAAGCAUUGGCUCAGGCCCUGAAAGAGGGCCGGAUACGAGGGGCUGCCCUGGACGUCCACGAGACAGAACCAUUCAGUUUUUCAACAGGCCCUCUGAAGGAUGCCCCCAACCUAAUCUGUACCCCGCACACAUCCUGGUACAGUGAGCAGGCCUCUGUGGAGGCUCGCGAGGAGGCAGCCAGGGAGGUUCGGCGUGCCAUCACUGGGCGUAUCCCUGACAGUCUGAAGAACUGUGUGAAUAAGGAAUACCUGAUGGCAGCCUCUCAGUGGCCCAGCAUGGAGGCAGCCACUGUUCACCCAGAACUUAAUGGAGCCACUUACAGAUUUCCUCCAGGCCUGAUCAAUGUUGCAGCAGCAGGGGGUCUCCCAGGAGCUGGCGCAGGGGUUGAAAGCCUGGUUUCAGGAACCCUGGCGCAUGGUAUCGCCCCCGUCUCUCACCCCCCCCAUGCCCCCUCUCCGGGGCAGCCCACUAAGGCUGAAGCCGACAGAGACAUCCCCUCCGACCAAUAGCCCCCCCUGCCGCCGCCAGUACAUUCCGUCACCUCUGGAAACCACCCCCCACCCCCACUUCCCAGCAUCAGACACAGCCCGACCCUCCAGUACAUCGGCAGCACCAGUUUGACCUGACGUGGAUCUACACAGUCUUGUUUCUCAGAUCACAUAACCAGCCCAGGAGUGACCUAUCCACAGCUACCCCACAUCCCACCCACAUCCCUCCAGAACACACACCCAUCCCUCCAUCCAAGUCUGCAUCUCACCCACCCACAUGCCAUCCCCUCCUCCCUUCACUCCCCCACAACGUCAGCAAUAACUCUGUUCUCAAGGAUUCAAUGAUUGGAUUGGUUUAUUUCCUUAGUUGGCCGUUGUUUUAAUGGAAAGUUGAUCUGUUGUGGUUCUAGGUGUUAAUGUUUGUUUGUUUUGUAAAGAAAAAAUAGCAUUUCUGACACGAGGCUUUACAGUCUGCUGCCUCCUGCAGUCCUCCUCUGACCAGUAGAGGCACAGAGGCAGAAAGUUUGAAGCCCCCCUUUGUACAUUAAUGGCUCAUGUUACUGCUCUCUUCUUUUUCUUUUCUUUUUUUCUCUCUCUCCCCCUUCACCUUUGUUGUGAUGGGGGAAAGUAAACCAGACAGAAUCACAAACAGUAAAUCCUGUCCUCCCCACCAGGCAUCUAGCUACCCCUCAGUCCAAUUUUGCCCUUCGUCCCCCCACCCCCCGGCACUGUCAUCAUUUUGUUCAGCAGAGGGAUCCUUAAUGCUGUCAGUGUGGAGCUAUUACAGACUGUCAAAAUAUAUUUUAUCUACUCAGCUCACACUUAAGCAACCUUGAUGGAGUGACAGCCAAAAUCUUAUGUCACAUUUUACCGCUGUGAUUGUCCAGAUCGGGUACAGUCAUCCCUGUAUUUACACAUGUUUUGUCCCCCAUGGAUUUUUCUGUCAUGACAUAAUAGCUUAGCGCAUCAUAUCAGAGAGCACCUAGGUGUGAAUUUCUAUCUCAUGCCAGCAGCCAGGGUGCUGCGUGUGAGGUCUCUGCACAUUGGGCCCAUACAGUAUCAAACACAGCAGCUUUUUCUUGCUGGAAAAACAGCAGCAUGCCAGGGACCUCACCAGCAGAGGGCACUGUCUGACCACUCAGAGCUGCAUGCAGCUCAUGUCAGUCAAACAGAUGGACGGUUACAGGUUAGUUUUAGUGAAGAAGAACAUGAUCACACACUGCCGACAUUCAGAACACAGGAUGGGUGACCGGGGAUCGACUACCGCCUUAUUGUUAUUGCCUCACUGUA